GGAGAAUAAACUGUCAAUAGCUCGAGCAAGCAGGUGCUUGCACUUGUGACGGCUUUAUGUCCCCGGCUGGUCGGUGUUAACGAACCAUAAUCUGGCUAACAAGCGAAUGGCGGUUAGCGGUUGAGACCAUGGCGAGGUAUGUUGACUGUUGCUGCUCACUGGGCUUUUUAUAGCUAGCUCAGUCCUGCUGGGCCGUUAACAGCUUGUUGGACCAUCGGGGGCAGCGCGCGACCUUGGGGACGUUGUCAUGGAUUUGACGCGGUUGGCUGUGGAUGCUGGUCAGUUCAUCAACCGGGCUGUUCAGUACACGGAGGAGAGUAUUGGCCAGGCGGACAAGACAGAGUUGGACCCUGGUCUGGAGCAGCUCCUGGCCCUGGCAGACGCCACCAAGACCUGCACGGACAAGAUAAUCUGCCAGACUGAGGUUUUACUGCAGCCUAACCCCGGAGCACGGCUAGAGGACCGGCUGUAUGAGCAUCUGGAUUGGAGCGUCCCAUCUCGGCCUCGUGCCCUCGAGGCUCUGGGAGAUCAAAUGACCCAGGCUGGGCUAGAGAUUGGGUCCACCACACCCUAUGGAGCCGCACUGCUAAGGUGUGGAGAAGUUCAGAAGCAGCUCAGCGAGGAAGAAAGAAAGUUAGUCCAAAGCACUAACAUCCACUUUCUCACCCCUCUGAGGAGUUUCACUGAGGGGGAAUUCAGAGCCAUACAGGAUGAGCGCAGGAUGUUAGUGAACAAGCGUUUGGACUUGGACAUAGCUAAAACUAGGCUGAGGAAAGCCCACGAGGCCGACCGAGAGGCCAGGAACCUGAAUGCAAACCCACUGGAUGAUGACUACUUGUCUCACGUCUCCUACAUGUUCAGCUUCCUGCGUGUUAAAUGGCUGAAGGUAUGGGCUCAGGAAAUCACUCAGGCAGAGAUGGAGCUCAGGAUCUGUCAGAGUCUGUUCGAUCGACAGACAGAAAUUACAAGACGGGCCCUGGAGGGAAUCAGCAACACUCACACCAACCACAUGCGGAGCCUGACUGACUUUGUGGAGGCUCAGGCAUGUUUCUUUGACCAGUGCAACCAACAUGCUCAGGAGCUUCAGAAACAGGUGGCCAGCAUUCCAGCUGUCCUCUGCUCCAAUAAUUGGCAGUCAGCAAUUACUAAUCAGCCAUCAACAAGCAACCAUGUAGCAAAUGAGCCCAUCGGGUUAAAUCAGGUCACUCCAAUGCCAGUAGUCGUCCAUCAACUUCCAGAGUUCGACCAGGACUCGUGGACUGCAAAUCCACCAACCGGAACUAAAAAAAUAACAACAGCUUCCUCCGCAACCACACAGCCACUGGACCAGACAAACAACAACAAUAACAACAGCAUCUGCUCAAGUGACAGCCAAGAAAUCAGGUACGGUUCAGCAGCCAAUCAAGCAUUUGAUGCCAAUCAAGCAAAUUCAGAUAGUCACUCAGUAGAUCAGGUCUCAGCACCAAACAGGACGGCCAGCACAUACGUGGCAACUGACAGAACGACUGCUGAAUCCCCAGCUUCAAGCCAGACAGAGACAUUCAGUUCCACAGCUGCAGUAAUCAAUGGUGCAGGUAGUGCAGUGCCAACAGCAUCCUCUCAGCCUUCACAGCCUAGUGGGACUGUGAAUGAGCCUCAGACAGCGAAUGCAGUGGCUUGUGAGACCAUGACAACCAGUGCUGUGGCUGAUGAGCCCCAAACAACUAAUGAGAUGGCUAAUGAGCAGCCCACCAUUAAUGGAGAUGGCCAGGAGUCAUCAUCCGCCAGUCAGGAUGUGGUUCAGUAGAGACUCAUAUCUGGUGGGGGAUGUGAUGGCAGGCCAAAUCAAGUCUUGACUUUAAUGGAGCUUCAGCUGAAUUAGACCAGUGGUAACUGACAUUGUAUAUCUGAGAAUACAGAUACACAAUCAUUAUAACAUGUGGUACAGUAAAAAGAAAUGUAAUUAAUCCCAUAGGGAAGAUGAUGUGAAGUGGUUGUAAAAGUGCUUAUUUUUCUAAACGUUAUGUAGUGCCACAAUCAUUUUAGCCUUUAGGAAUAUUCAUAUAUUAUUAAUGUUGUAUGAAAAUGAUGAAUGUUGAGUAUCAGUCCUGUCUUGUGGCAGUAGAUGUAAAGUUUCCUGGCCUCAGGCUGCAAGUCAAGGCCUGACUGUUAUAUUUGCAGCGUGUGAGUGCUGUGUGAUGUUGAUUUCAGUCAAUAUCUGUCAAACUAAAUCUUUAUUUUUACAUUUAGCAAAGUGAGAACUAACAAAAUGAAAGCUAAUCAAGCUUUGUGCCAAGUAU
This is a messenger RNA of Seriola dumerili (greater amberjack), 2279 nucleotides long. RefSeq names its product endophilin-B1-like. NCBI's taxonomy places the organism in Eukaryota, Metazoa, Chordata, Actinopteri, Carangiformes, Carangidae. The transcript has 10 exons. The record is from RefSeq and is a predicted model, not a curated record. The coding region runs from base 248 to 1786 and encodes 512 amino acids. Gene Ontology annotation, cellular component: cytoplasm. Gene Ontology annotation, molecular function: protein binding.